Messenger RNA from Aegilops tauschii subsp. strangulata, 351 nucleotides. NCBI's taxonomy places the organism in Eukaryota, Viridiplantae, Streptophyta, Magnoliopsida, Poales, Poaceae. The record is from RefSeq and is a predicted model, not a curated record.
AUGUCGCACCAUGCUGCUCAGCAACGCCGACGCUCGCCGGUCGUCCCUUCCGCCCUGACCGCGUUUCGCAGCUCCGACGUCUGCGCAGAUCCGCGCCCGCCUGCUGGCCUUCACGAGGCCUCACCACUGCCGCCCGGCUCGCCUCCGCCCAGCGCUAUUGCUGCUCCAACGCAGCCUCGAACGGCGCUUGUCGAGCCCGCUGUCGCGCUCGUCCAUGCUACCCGCGGCCCCGGGCCGCGGCUCCUGCGUCGUGCCCCGCCUCUGCCGCUGGCAACGCCCAUCCCCGCGCUGCGCCCAGCCUCCCCGCGGCCGCCACUUCCCUGCCGCGCGCCGCCCCCACUGCUGUGCUGA